Hirundo rustica (Barn swallow) is the source of this 6962-nucleotide messenger RNA. It is a transcript of the gene DENND2B, whose product is annotated as DENN domain containing 2B. The record is from RefSeq and is a predicted model, not a curated record. The transcript is spliced from 19 exons. Bases 285 to 4826 code for a protein of 1513 amino acids. Lineage: Eukaryota; Metazoa; Chordata; Aves; Passeriformes; Hirundinidae. Gene Ontology annotation, biological process: positive regulation of ERK1 and ERK2 cascade.
AGCUGUGCCCCUGCAGCCCAUGGAGGCCCACAGGGGCGCAGAGAUCCACCUGCAGCCUGUGGAGGACCCCAUGCCAGAGCAGGUGGAUGCCUGAAGGGGUCUGUGACCCCAUGGGAAGCCCGUGCUGGAGCAGGCUCCUGGCAGGACCUGUGGACCCGUGGAAGGAGGAGCCCACGCUGGAGCAGGAUUGCUGGCAGGACCUGUGAUCUUGGGGUGGACCCACACUGGAACAGCCUGUUCCUGAAGGAUUGCACCCUGUGGAAGGGACCCACCUGGAGCUGUAAAUGAAGAGCUACAGCCAUGGGAAGGACCCACCUUGGAGAAGUUUUUGGAGAACUGUCUCCCGAGGGAGACACCACAUGCCGGAGCGAAGGAAGACUGUAACUAUCGCCCAUGGGAGCAACCCCACGCCGGAGCAGGGAAGUGUGACUCUCUCCAGUGGGAGCAACCCCACUCCAGAGAAGGGGAAAAAUGUUCCUGUCUCCAGGGGGAGAAACCCCACCCCAGAGAAGGGGAAAAAUGUUCCUGUCUCCAGGGGGAGAAACCCCACUCCAGAGAAGGGGAAAAAUGUUCCUGUCUCCAGUGGGAGAAACCCCACUCCAGAGAAGGAGAAAAAUGUUCCUGUCUCCAGUGGGAGAAACCUCACUCCAGAGAAGGGGAAAAAUGUUCCUGUCUCCAGCGGGAGAAACCUCACUCCAGAGAAGGGGAAAAAUGUUCCUGUCUCCAGUGGGAGAAACCUCACUCCAGAGAAGGGGAAAAAUGUUCCUGUCUCCAGUGAGAGAAACCCCACUCCAGAGAAGGGGAAAAAUGUUCCUGUCUCCAGGGGGAGCAACCCCACUCCAGAGAAGGGGAAAAAUGUUCCUGUCUCCAGUGGGAGAAACCCCACUCCAGAGAAGGGGAAAAAUGUUCCUGUCUCCAGGGGGAGCAACCCCAUUAUGGAGCAGGGGAAAAGUGUGCCUGUCUCCAGUGGGAGAGACCCCAUUCCAGAGCACGAGAAGAGUGUAACUGUCUCCAGAGGGAGUGAUCCCAUGCCAGAGCAAGGGAAGAUUGUCGCUGUCUCCAGUGGGAGCAACCCCAGUCCGGAGCAAGGGAAGAGUGCAAUAGGUGUCUCCAGUGGGAGUGAUUCCAUUCCAGAGCAGGGGAAAAGUGUGAUCAUCUCCAGUGGGAAUAACCCCAUUCCAAAGCUGGGGGAGAGUGUAACCGUCUCCAACGGGAACAAGCCUAUUCUGGAGCAGGGGGAGAGUCUGAAUAUCUCCAGUGGGAGAGACCCCAUGCUGGAACAAGGGAAGAGGGUAAUAACUGUCUCCAGUGGGAGUGACCUCAUUUCAGAGCAAGGGAAGAGUGUAACCAUUUCCAAAGGGAGCGAUCCCAUUCCAAAGCAAGGGAAGAGUGUGACUGUCUCCCGUGAGAGUGACCCCGUUCCAGAGCAGGGGAAGAGUGUGAAGAGUCCUCUCCAUGAGGAAGGAGCAGCAGAAAUGCCGUGUGAUAAACCGACCACAGCCCCUGUUCCCAGUAGAACUGAACUGCUGCGGGAAAAGAGGUGCCAGUCAGCCACUCCACCGCCCCUGUUGUCCCCACAAAGGAGCCCUGGCUACCCCCUCAGUGACAGUGAGGAUUCUUCCCACUCUACUGGGCUCUCCCGAGUGUCCAGGUCCAGGCUGUGCCUCAAGGACUGGAACAGCCGCACAUCCACGCUGCGAAGCACCUCCAUGAGCCCAUCGGACUCCGACUCCCCGAGCCACCCCCUCAAAGCCAUCAGUGUGGGUGCUUUGGAUAAAAGGCUGUCAGUGCUCAAGGCUGACCAUAAGGAGAGUCCAAAUGAAGCUCAAGAUGGGGAAGCAAUAGGGAGCCAUCCACUCACCCAGAGCACUCUGUCCUUGGGCACGGCCACCAAACUGAGGACCCUCUCCAUCAGCAGAGUGAGCGUGCGCUCGCAGGCGCUGGACAUCAGGCAGAAGAUCACAGAAUGGGAAUGCCGCCGGGAGCUGUCCCCCAGGACAAGCGUGUGUGUGGACAAGAGGGAUGCUGGGGAGAGGUUGAGCGGUGAGAGCUGUCCCAGUGUGCUGACCUCUCCCUGCAGCGACAAGACGUUUGAUUUCAAAGGGCUCAGAAGAAUGAGCCGAACAUUUUCCGAGUGCUCUUACCCGGAAACAGAGGAGGAGGAACUGCUGGACAGGGAUUCCCGCCAUCGUUUUGAAAAGAGACCAGGCAGGAGUGAACCUCCUUCUGCCACUUUCCUUAAGAGCCAUGUGAGGAAAGAGUCCUCUGCUGUGCUCAACAGAAUCCAGAAGAUCGAGCAGGCACUGAAGGAGCAGUCGGGCAGAGGCCUCCCCCAGUUACCAAGUAGCUGCUACAGUGUGGACAAAGGGAGGAAAAAGUCUGGGACUCUGAGUACUGUGGAGGGACUGAGUGAGACCCUGAGCGAUAGCAAAGGAGGGAGUGUUAUUUUCGGGAGUGAACCAGAAACGCCUCCUGAGGCUGAGAAAAGCAGUAAAACAAAACAGGGGGUUACUGCGAACUCAGCCGGCCCCAAAGUGCUCCGGGAAAGUGCGGCUAAGAGCGCCGUCAAUCCCGUCCCCAAGCCCAAACGCACCUUUGAGUACGAGGCAGACAAAUCCCACAAAAGCAAACCAAGCAAUGGCCUACCUCCAUCUCCCACGCCUGCUGCUCCUCCUCCCCUCCCGUCCACUCCUGCGCCCCCCGUGACCAGGAGGCAGAAGAAAGAGUCACGCUUUCACAGAAAAUCCCAGAAUAGAAAAUCUUUUGAGUUUGAGGAUGCCUCAAGCCUGCAAUCCCUGUACCCUCCCUCCCCAACUGAAAAUGGAACCGAGAGCCAGCAUAAAUUUGGAUCCAAGAGCACUUUAGAAGAAAAUGCCUAUGAAGACAUUGUAGGCGAGUCACCCAAGGAAAACCCGUACGAGGAUGUGGAGCUGAAAGGCCGUCACGCGGGGCGAAAAUCCCAUCAGCUGUCGGAGAACUCCCUCGAUUCCCUGCACAGGAUGUGGACGCCGCAGAACAGGAAAUACACGGCACCCGCGCAGCUGCCCUCGAAGGCCGGCAGCCACUCCCUGCGCGUGGGGAACUGGUCGGAGAGGAAGAGCCACCGCCUGCCGCGGCUGCCCAAGCGGCACAGUCACGACGACAUGCUGCUGCUGGCUCAGCUGGGCAUCCCCUCGUCCCCCUCGGGCCUCCACGAGGACAGCCUGAGCGCUGCCAGCGAGCUGCUGUCCACACGGCGCGCCAGGAGGAUCCCAAAGCUUGUCCAAAGAAUCAAUUCCAUCUACAGUGCAAAAAGAGGGAAAAAACGGCUGAAAAAGCUUUCUAUGUCCAAUAUUGAGACAGCGUCCCUACGAGAUGAGAACAGCGAGAGUGAGAGUGACUCAGAUGACAGGUUUAAAGCUCAUACCCAGCGCCUUGUGCACAUCCAGUCAAUGCUGAAGAGGGCUCCAAGUUAUCGAACCCUGGAACUGGAGUUGAUUGAGUGGCAGGAGCGGGAGUUAUUUGAGUAUUUUGUGGUAGUGUCUCUGAAAAAGAAGCCCUCUAAAAACACUUAUAUACCAGAAGUGACAUAUCAGUUUCCCAAGCUGGAGAGACCAACCAAGCAGAUGCGGGAAGCGGAGGAGCGCCUCAAGGCUAUCCCGCAGUUCUGCUUCCCUGAUGCGAAGGACUGGCUCCCCGUCUCUGAGUACAACAGUGAAACCUUCUCUUUCAUGCUGACUGGGGAGGAUGGGAGCCGGCGGUUCGGGUACUGCAGGAGGCUAUUGCCCAAUGGAAAAGGCCCACGCCUACCUGAAGUUUACUGUGUCAUCAGCCGCCUGGGGUGCUUUGACUUAUUUUCCAAGAUCCUGGAUGAGGUUGAAAGAAGAAGGGGAAUAUCUGCUGCCCUGGUUUAUCCAUUUAUGAGAAGUCUGAUGGAAUCUCCUUUUCCUGCACCUGGAAAGACAAUCAAAGUCAAAACCUUCCUGCCUGGAGCUGGAAACGAGGUCAUCGAGCUGCGGAGGCCCAUGGACUCUCGCCUGGAACACGUGGACUUUGAGUGCCUCUUCAGAUGCCUCAGCAUGCGGCAGAUCAUCCGCAUCUUCGCCUCCCUCCUGCUGGAGCGCCGUGUCAUCUUUGUGGCAGACAAGCUCAGCACCCUGUCGAGCUGCUCCCAUGCUGUAGUGGCCCUGCUGUACCCCUUCUCCUGGCAGCACACCUUCAUUCCCGUCCUGCCCUCAUCCAUGAUUGACAUCGUGUGCUGCCCUACCCCCUUCCUGGUAGGACUGCUCUCCAGUUCUCUGCCCAAACUCAAGGACUUGCCUGUGGAGGAGGCUUUGAUGGUUAACCUGGGAUCUGAUCGAUUCAUCAGACAGAUGGAUGAUGAAGACACCCUAUUACCUAGAAAACUGCAAGCUGCUCUGGAGCAGGCUCUAGAGAGAAAGAAUGAACUGAUAAAUCAGGAUUCAGAUAGCGAUUCAGAUGAUGAAUGUAACACCCUGAAUGGAUUAGUGUCUGAGGUUUUUAUCCGAUUCUUUGUGGAGACAGUUGGCCAUUAUUCCCUGUUCCUAACCCAGAAUGAAAAAGGAGAGCGUGCCUUCCAAAGGGAGGCUUUCCGUAAAUCUGUGGCCUCCAAGAGCAUCCGCCGCUUCUUGGAAGUUUUCAUGGAAUCCCAAAUGUUCGCUGGCUUCAUCCAGGACAGAGAGCUGAGGAAAUGCAGGGCUAAAGGGCUCUUCGAGCAGAGGGUGGAACAGUACUUGGAAGAGCUCCCGGACACGGAACAAAGUGGAGUAAACAAGUUCCUGCGAGGCCUCGGUAACAAAAUGAAGUUCCUUCACAAGAAGAACUAGCUCCUUCCUGCUCAAACACCACCCCCAAGCCUGUUUAUGGCGCUGCGUGAGACACCUGCGGCGUUCAGUGCGGAGUGGGAGGAGAGCGGAGUGAGCUGAUGGCAGCUCCAGGCCACGACCGAUGCUGUGUCAGUGUGCCACGGGAUGGCUCCUCCGUGUAUUUGGGUAGAGUCUGUACAUAAUAUGCUGUAAGCUUAUGUAACUGAUUUUGUAAUGAGCGAGAAAACUGUGGUAAAUAUUUGUAUAUUCCUGAGAAUACCAGGUGCUUGUUUUAUCCUUUAGUAUGAGUUGAGUUAUGCUUGGUGCAAAAGUGAGUAGCUGAUUAUGUGCAGCUGACUGUCUCGGCAGAACCACUGACUUCAAGGGAUGUUUGAUGCCUGAACACUGUAGGUUGAAUGAGCUCGGGUACGUGGGAGAGGUUGUACGCACGGCACAGGCGCUUGUCUGUCUGUUUCCUCCGAAUUAAUUUUAAAGGAGAAAUAACAAAGUAACUCGACAAUAAGGUACUUGGUUCACAUUGCAAAACCUCCACCUGGUUUGAACUCUGGUCAGUAAACUCCUUGUAACCCAUUCUGCACUAAGACUGCUAAGCCUGGGGAGAUCUCAGCUCUCUGACAUGCAAGCUGCAGUGAGUAGGUACAGUACAGCCUUUCCUAAUGUAUGUAUGUAUGGAUCCUAAUAAACUCUGUAAAUAGACCUCUUUGUUUAUAUUCAUUGCAAACCUCUGCACUUCCUCAUGUGGAAUAGGUACAAACCUAGCAACUUGCCUGUGAUUUUUAAAUGAAUUUGUAAUUAAAAUGUAAAGUGGUUAUUAUGAACCUGUCUUUUGGUAGGUUUGCUAUUUCACGACAUGUAGUUUGGGGUUUCUUCAGUGUUUUUCACCGGGGCUAAGACGAGGCAUUUUAUACCCUUUAAAAAAAAUUUUAUCCUAACAGAAACAUCUGUUAAGAAAUUUUUUCAUGGGUUAGCAGUGAAUUAUUUUAUUACUGUAUCACAGAUACUGCUUCUGACCUGUGGUAUUUUCAGUUGGCUUUGUGCUGUGCUUUGUGUUCAAGUGUCAUAUUCUUCCUUGAUCUGGAAACAGAACUCCUAUUGAGGUUCUGUAAGUUUUCCCCAUAAUCUGAAGAAGAAAAUAUUAAAAAAAAAAAAAAAAAGCUUCAAGAUGUUGCAAGUCCAACAGAUAAUGAAAAUUAACUAAAGCCUCUUACCUUUAAAGGAAACCCACCACGCUCUGGUUUUCAUCACUUGCAGUGUGAUUGCUGUAGUUAGUUGGGCUUUGAGGCUUGCGCAGUUCCUGACCUGACAGUGGUUCUGGUUUGCUAUCAGCCUCAUAGAGCAAAUUUGAGGGGCUAGUCACUAAAAAGGUGAAGUCAUUUCCUUUUUCAGUUACCUCCCUCACACUUGAAAAUACACAAAAGCUUCUUAAGUAUAUGUGAAAUGCCUGUAAAAUACCGAGUGCUUUUGAUUCAGGGGAAAUGUCACUACCACUGAUAACUUCAAUUAGUUUUACUCUGUAGUAUCCUUCCAAGUUCCAGAAUGAUUCCUAGAUGGAAUUCUUCAGAGUGGGAGGAAUAACGUCACUUGUGCAGGUGGCUUCUGGCCUUUUUAUAAACAACAGCCGCUUAUAAAUGUAGGGGAAAAUUCAUAAUUCCUCUUAAGAAAAUGAUGGAUAAAACUUAAUCCGGACAUGCUGUAGAAUUACUGCAAAGGCAAGACAAAGUCACGGAAUGCUGGUCUACAAGAAUGUGGUUCUGUAAAACUCAUCUCCUGUACCAAAGCUGUUUUCCUCCAUUUGCACUUUAAAAAUUAAAGGAGAAAACUUUUAAACGUUGUGUUAUCUGUCAACACGUUCCCGCUUUUGUAAUGUGAAUCUGAGGAUACUCUUGGACAAGGUGAGAUCAUGGCCAAAAAACUUGUAGGUGACUUUUUGAUCCUCAGGCUACAGCUGCGUAAAACAAUCCUUGUGUUAUCUGGAGGUGUGUUUGAAGGGAUCAGAUGAACAAAAAACAAGGAGUGCAUUGUUUUCCCUACUAAAUUAGUUGUUAGAACUAAUGGUGUUCCUCAGCAUGGAACAUUUUAAGUGCACCAGGAAAAUUCUAAAGAAGCAUAAAUCCAGUGCUGAGGCCUGUGUUUAAA